Molecule: messenger RNA, 2018 nt
Organism: Zychaea mexicana
Lineage: Eukaryota; Fungi; Mucoromycota; Mucoromycetes; Mucorales; Lichtheimiaceae
Exons: 2
Coding region: 300-1772 (490 amino acids)
Source: RefSeq, a predicted model, not a curated record
CAGAAUUUACCGAGGUUGUACUGCCGCGGUUGUUCAAGCACUGCAAGUUUGCUUCGUUUGUACGUCAGCUCAAUAUAUACGGCUUUCAGCGUGACACAGACGCUCGAAAAACCAAAGACACCAAAGACAAAGAGUCGUGCCGUUGGCAUCAUCAGUACUUUCGGCCAGGCCGGCGUGAUCUUUUCCAUCUGAUCCGACGCAAGGCCGCGCGCUAUCCAAGACGAAAACGAGUCAAAAUCGACGAAGAUCCAGCAACAAUCGUCAACGUAGGAUCUGGUGACGACGAUUCGGAUAUCGACAUGAAUAUUACCUGCGUGCUUGACGACCGUCGUCGAUCUUCGUCUGUUUCGUCGGUAUCCCAGCAACCACAAGAUAGCUAUAGCAACCAUCACCAUGACAACCACCAUUCUCAACAACCACAACAACAGCAGCAAGACAGUACAUCUUUUCAAAUGAUGUAUGAAGGGUUACCAGACCUCUCUGUCGGUACCACUGGUGUUGGUGCUGCUGCUGCUCCGCAAUCAAUUCCAGUACAGGAGCCAAAUCAGCAGCAACAUGCAGCAGCACCAGCAGUACCAGCACCAGCACCAGCACCAGCACCGCCACCACCACCGCCACAAAAAUACCAGCAGCAACAAACGCCAUCGCCUUGUAAUCCUCCUGGAGAGGUUGAAACGUCCGAGGUGUACAAUAUCACGCCUGUAACUGAGGCGCCGCAUCAACAUCGACAGCAGCAAGUGGACUGGGUCUCACAACAUCAACAACAUCAACAACAACAACAACAACAACAGCAGCAGCAGCAUAAGCAUCAUCAGCAUCAUCAGCAUCAACACCAACAGAAUAACGAACCGCUGGAUCACCGGUUAUUACAAGAGCAAGAUUUACGCGCCCAGGUAACACGGCUGAGCCAAUUAUGUCAGGGCAUGCGUCGGUCCUUUGACAUGCAAAUGAAGAAAGCCUACAAGCUUAUCGAGGACCAGGGACGGCGUAUUCAGAUGCUCGAAAGUGACUCGUUCAGGGGCUCAAAUCAAAACUCUUUACAGCAACAGCAACAGCAAUCACAACAUCAGCAACAGCAUCAACAGAGAUCAUCCGAUAUGGGUUAUAUGAUGAGCACGCCGUUUUCAAAUCAUAAUCAUCACCACCAUUCUCCGCACAAUGACGAUUUGUAUACCCAGUUUUUCCCAAGCAACACAAAUGUACGGAUAAAAACUGAAAUUGGCGCUGCAGCAGCUGCAGCCGUAGCCGCUACUGCUGCUGGUGGAUUCAAUAAUGGCGGAGGUACUGGUGACCGCACUGACUAUGAGAAUCUGUAUGGACUCAAACUGGAGGCGGCAACAACGGCAGCAACAGCAUCAACAGCACCAUCACCUCAUCAUCAUCAACAACAUCAGCAUCAUCAUCAUCCUCACUCUCAAAUACAGCAACAACAACAACAACAACAAGCAAGGCCAUCCAUGAUGAAACCAUCUGAUCCUAUAAAUCAGCAACAACAGCAACAACCAUCAUGGAUGCCCAUGUUUGCUGCUGUUGCUGCUAAUAGUAAUGCGUCUGCGACGGAUACGCCUAAUUCAAUACAUUUCCAUUCAAAUCCACCUGCUCGUUCUGGUGCGGCUGCAUCGAUUGCUGCAGCGGCUGCGGUGGCCGCAGCUGCUGUGGCAGGUGAACCUUCAAACAAUAAUAAUGCUCCUGGAGAUAUAGCAGCAACAGCGGCCGCCUAUGGUCAUCCUGGUCUGCCAAAAUACCAUCAUCACCCUAAUCGUGGAAUAUAAUAACAAAUCUUUUUUCUCUCUUUUUUAAUUUCCCCUCCAUUGAUUUUGUCAUUACAAGCAAAUUAACCCAUAUACACAUUACUAUUCUCCCACAAACAACGAAGCAAACAUACACACUACUACAACAAAUUCUUACCCCACCACACACACUCCACAUCACAUAACACUCUAACUCAAUCAACGCAAUCAAUCGCACAAAGGUAGAAUAAACAUGUACUUUAAGUAUAAACAGGUAGCAUUUUGCAU